AUGCUACCAAGGAUAGCAACCGCCGGCUCAACAGCACCCAAAGAGCCAAACAAAGCAGCGUCAUUUCCCAGCUCGCGACUUGCACGCUCAUUUAAGGGUGUCAGACAACUCUGGAAACCACGACAUGCUUCAACUUACGACACCAAGGCCCAGUUACAGACUUCGUACGCCAAAGCUGGAAUGUCAGCAGUGGCAAUGACCCUCACAGCUGAUCUACGCACAAAGGCAGACAUGCAUUCCAUCACAUUGCUACACCCGAGCAUGGACUUCAUUCCUCAUGGAGGUCAUUUGAGUUGGCCAUCGUCUGCAGCAAACCCUCGAGCAUUUGUACACUACGAGCCCAACCGAGAUCAUGUGGCAAUGGGAUCAAACCCAGAUACAAAAUAUUCCAAUUCGCUUUGGUUGACGGUGGAUCAAUACGCCUGGCUAAUUCAACAAUUGCAAGAAGAACAAAGCGUUCACGACGCCUUAAAGGCCGACCAUGGCUCCGCUCUGUUUGCAGCCCCCUCUCCAGGUGUUACCAGCUGGGGAGCUUUCAUUCGCCCCUUUGCCGCUUCUCCUGCUCCUAUGCUAGGUGUGCUGCAUGCACAUAUCUGCACUCGCACACUAGCCAGACGUCUUGCUAGGCUUGUUCUGCGAGCAAAGCACCGUUCUAUGCCUGACAUCUAUCGUCACUGUCUUUUUAUGCUUCCAAAAGCCCUUUUGUUGCAAGCAGCUACCUUUAUUCCACAAACAAAACAGCUUCCGCUUCUUGAACUUGAUCUGUCCUACCAACGUGCUCUACGAGAACCUUUUGAAUCACUUAGUCCGGAAUUCCAUCAGCGCCUACUGCGCUAUGCAGACCGGAUCGCACUCUCCGCUCAUGAAGUCGCCCCUGUGAGAAUGACAGAAAGAUCUUCCGAGGACCAACAUCAUUAUUGUGCCUUGACGUGUCGCAAAUGCCAGUGCGACACCAACCUACAUAUGGCCUUGAGUGCCAUCUCUCCAUUUUCGGGAAUGAACACCUCCCGCUUCUCCGUCAGCAGCGACCAGCACAUGUCAGGCACAAUACCCACAGUCCGAGUAUCUACUCAUCACAGCAGCAACAACAUCAUUGACUCAACGGAAGAUAGUCUGGGUGACCCCACAUUCGUAGUCUCUUUCUCUCAAGCUAUGUUUGGCACCGACUCUUUGUCUUCUUGUCAAAGAGUGCCUCAAAGUUUAGAAAACAUUUCUGGCCAACGAACUACCCCCCAAACUAGUUUAAGUGUGCACUACACAGAAUCUCUUGUGUCCGACACUGUUUCAAUGUCAUCCUUUCCAGCUCACACCACUUCUUUCUCAAAUUCUACCAAACCCGAAAAGCGAGGGUAUGUAGCCGUUGACCAUCAGAAUGAAGAGAUACUUGUUGUAUUUCCUGGUGCGUGUUCAUCAGAUACCCUAUUUGAAAAUGUGUCUUACACACCUGUUCCAUGGGAAGAGGCUGAAGAUAAUAUGGGAAAUACUACCGAUGAAUCAGUUACGCACGAACGCAAACGUUCCAAGAGUAGAAAUUUCAAGUCUUCGUGGUCUCGUGCGAGCUUCUUGAAGCACAGGCCCGAGUCGAUGGAGGUUACAGACGAUCAAAAUGCGAAAUCAUUAGAACCCGACCAAGAUAUUUCUCCGUGGGUGUUGGAUUAUGCCUUGACUGCCUGGCGCCGAUGCGAACUCAAGGUUGCUACAUUAUUAAUGCGGGUGUGCCAUGCCACACCUGCUCAUUAUAAAGUUGUCAUCCUUGGACACUCACUUGGCGGAGCUGUGGCAGCCCUCUGUGCAUCAUCACUAGUGUCAACCAGGCUCUUGGUUGACCGAUCAGUCACACUCUGUACUAUCAAUUCACCUCGAGUGGGCAACCGUGCAUUUGUAAAUCACCUCACGGCGCAAAACAUAAAAACCAUUCGAAUUACAUAUCCCUCUGACCUGAUGGCUCAUCUUCCACCGCGUACUUCUGGCCUUGUUCAUGCAGGGUCAACAACAGUCCUUAUGGCUCCUGUCGACUCAACGUGUGACAUGCAAGCUACAAUGUUAAUUAAUGCGGUCAAUCCAAGUACGACAGAGGACCUUCUUGCACGCACAUUCCCGCCAACCACUUAUCACACCCGUAGACAUCAUAUGGCGUGGGAUAUCAAUCUUUGCCCUGAAGAUUGCAAUGUACGAAAAAAAAUAAUGGCAAGUUGA
Molecule: messenger RNA, 2196 nt
Organism: Phycomyces blakesleeanus NRRL 1555(-)
Lineage: Eukaryota; Fungi; Mucoromycota; Mucoromycetes; Mucorales; Phycomycetaceae
Exons: 2
Coding region: 1-2196 (731 amino acids)
Biological process (GO): lipid metabolic process
Source: RefSeq, a predicted model, not a curated record